Aspergillus nidulans FGSC A4 is the source of this 4299-nucleotide messenger RNA. RefSeq names its product protein sec31 (gene sec31). Gene Ontology annotation, cellular component: endoplasmic reticulum membrane; ER to Golgi transport vesicle membrane. NCBI's taxonomy places the organism in Eukaryota, Fungi, Ascomycota, Eurotiomycetes, Eurotiales, Aspergillaceae. Bases 179 to 4027 code for a protein of 1282 amino acids. Gene Ontology annotation, biological process: endoplasmic reticulum to Golgi vesicle-mediated transport. The record is from RefSeq and is a predicted model, not a curated record. The transcript has 8 exons.
CUCGAUCGCUUCUUCCGUCCAUGCACCCCUCGGCUCUCGAUUAGAGGGGAAAGUCCUUGUUGAAUUACAUCACUUGAUCUUUUUACAGCCCUUUCGUGCUCAAUAUCAAGAGCAUACCGCGUGAACGACCUUAAACUCCCUAUCUAUACCCCCACACCAGCAGACCCCUACUCUCAGCAUGGUGCGUCUGAGGGAGAUUCCCCGGACGGCCACAUUCGCUUGGUCUCCCGGGGCGGCAUCGCCAUUGAUUGCUACCGGGACGCGAGCUGGUGCCGUUGAUGCUGAUUUCUCGAAUGAAACAUGUCUAGAGCUUUGGGAUUUGGCCUUGGGCAACGAGGAUGCUGGCGCAGAGCUGCAGCCAGUAGCGAAGAUUGACACCGACUCUGGGUUCAACGACCUCGCUUGGACUGAUUCCGAAGACAACUCACGGGGAAUAAUUGCUGGUGGUCUCGAGAGCGGAUCCCUUGGUUUAUGGGACGCUGACAAGCUGCUAAGUGGUGCAAGUGACGCGGUAUUAUCAAAAAGCUCGAAGCACUCAGGGGCCAUCAAGGCCCUACAGUUCAACCCCAGGCAUUCGAGCCUACUAGCUACAGGAGGUGCCAAGGGAGAGCUGUACAUCUCUGAUCUCAAUGACCUCGAGAACCCCUACCGACUGGGAAGCUCUACCGCCCGCGCGGACGACAUUGAAUGUUUAGACUGGAAUAAGAAGGUGGCACAUAUUCUGGUUACUGGUAGCAGCGCAGGUUUUGUUACCGUGUGGGAUGUCAAGACGAGAAAAGAGAGCUUGACUCUCAACAACAUGGGACGGAAAGCUGUCAGCGCUGUUGCUUGGGAUCCCACAAAGCCUACGAAGCUCGUGACGGCAACACCACAUGAAUCAGACCCUAUAAUCAAUCUCUGGGAUCUGAGGAAUUCACAUGCGCCAGAGAGGACCCUCCGUGGACACGAGGCCGGUGUCUUAUCGCUUUCUUGGUGUAACCAAGACCCCGAUCUGCUUCUUUCUUCCGGCAAAGACAACCGCACAAUUUGCUGGAACCCCCAGACUGGGAUUUCGUACGGUGAAUUCCCUGUCGUUACAAACUGGACAUUCCAAACCCGAUGGAACCCUCGCAACCCCAACUUUUUCGCUACGGCUUCAUUUGACGGCAGGAUCUCGAUCCAGACUAUUCAGAACACCAGCACUGAAACUGCCAAGGCAGUCGCCGACCAGAACCAGGCUCUUGACGGGGAGGAUUUCUUCGCCAAAGCUCAGAGUCAGCCCCAGGUCUCGAGUUUCUCGCUGCCAAAGGCACCAAAAUGGCUGGAGCGACCUUGCAGUUCGACCUUUGGUUUUGGCGGCCGGGUGGUCUCUGUCAACUUACUCGAGAAAGGUGGGCGCGCUUCAAAGAUCAAGAUCACUCCUUUUGAGGUCGAUGAGGCAGUAGGAAAGUCCACUGAGACUUUCGAGUCCGCACUUAAGGAGGGUGAUCUCAAGAGCAUCUGCGAGAACAGGAUCACAAGCGCUGCUACCGAGGAAGAAAAGUCUGACUGGAGGGUAAUUGAUGCUUUGCUUUCUGAUAGUCCUCGAAAGGGCCUGGUGGAAUAUCUUGGUUUCAAUGACCAGGCAGAAGAUGUGUCCGAGGGAUUGGCCAAACUUGGGCUGAGCAAAGAAGAUGAAGUUAACGGGGAGGCGGCCCCGAAAGAGUCUCGCAGGCCGGGAGCAAGGAAACAUAAACGCCUGCAGUCAAUGUUUGACGCUAGUCCCGACGAUAACUUUCUAUCUGACCUUGCCGCAUCCAAGGGCGCGAAGACGAACAACCCCUUCCAGAUUUUCAAUGGUGAAGAGUCCGAAGCCGACAAGAACAUUACUAGGGCACUACUCUUGGGCGACUUCGAGAAAGCGCUUGACCACGCUCUCAAAGAGGACCGAAUGUCCGAUGCGUUCAUGAUUGCUAUUGUUGGUGGGCAGAAGUGCAUCGAAAAAGCGCAGGAGCACUACUUCUCCAAGCAGACGGAGAGCCCCAACUACGUACGCUUACUGGCUUCCGUCGUCGGCAAGAACCUUUGGGAUGUUGUAUACAAUGCUGAUCUGUCCAACUGGAAGGAGAUCAUGGUUGCUCUCUGCACAUUCGCUGACGAAAAGGACUUCGCCGAUCUCUGCGACGCCCUCGGUGACCGUCUCGAGGAACAAAUUCGAAACACUGGCGACAAAGCAAUUCGCAAAGACGCCUCGCUCUGCUACCUUGCCGGCUCAAAAUUGGAGAAGGUGGUCUCGAUCUGGAUUGAGGAACAGCGCGAGAAUGAGCAGGCGGCCAUCGAAACGGCUGCUGAAGAUUCCAGUUUCUCUAUUCACGUUCGCGCUCUUCAGUCAUUGAUCGAGAAAGUGACAAUCUUCCGUCAAGUCACGAAGUUCGAGGACUCUGAACGUACCAAGGAUUGCGACUGGAAGCUCAGCGUGCUCUACGACAAGUACAUUGAGUAUGCUGAUGUUGUUGCGACUCACGGACGUCUACAGGUUGCUCAGAAGUACCUCGAUCUUGUUCCCGAGAAACACCCUGAGGCGGAGAUUGCGAGAAACCGUAUCAAGCUAGCGAUGAGGCAGCCAACUACCAGAGCUCAACCCGCGACCUCUACUGCCAGGGUCGUUUCGAACAAGCCUCUUCCCCAGCCAGCUGCAUAUCAACCCCCUACAACUUUCUCCGCAGGGGCUCGGGCUGCCACCCCAACUUCAUACGCUCCUCCCGCUCCAGCUGCAAACCCCUAUGCUCCUCCUGCCGCUGCUUCGAAUCCUUAUGCUCCUCCUGUCGCUGCUUCGAAUCCUUAUGCUCCCACUGCCGCUGCUGCAAACCCUUAUGCGCCAUCGGCUGCGGCUCCCUCACAAUCCACAAAUCCCUACGCGCCAGCGGGUGGUAGUUAUGCCCCUGCCGCUGGGUACCAGCCCAGGCAACAAUCCUUCGGUGCUCCUCCUCCGUCGGUAGGCGGCGUGCCCCCUCCACCCCGUGCCUCGAGCCAAUCUCCGGCAACCGUCACCACAUACACUACCGCUAAGAAUCUGCCCGCAUGGAACGACUUGCCCGAAGGCUUUGCAAAGCAGCCCGUGUCGCGCCGAGGAACUCCCGCGUCCAGUGCACCCAUUUCCUCUCCGUUCCCCAACCAGUCGCCAGCCGUUAGUCAGGGCCCUCCCCCUGCAGGUGCUGGUCCUCAGCGGACACCGUCGGUUCCACCUCCACCUAAGGGCGUUCCUCCGCCUCCACGGAUGACUUCACCACCGUCAGCAGGCCAAGCCCCACCAAAUCCGCUCUCCGCCGUACCACCCCCACCCGCCAACCCCUAUGCUGCUGUGCCGCAGUCGCCAUCGGUUGGCUCAAUGGCACCGCCAGCGUCUAUCCCCCGUGGAUCAUCUCCUUAUAACGCGCCGCCGACUAUCCCUCCUCCGUCAAACCGGUACGCGCCGAGCCCGGCGGCCCAGGCGGCCAGCCCACAACUCCAGGCGCGAGCUCCUGUUCCUCCCCCUCCCCAGGCUGCUGCUUCUCCCUAUGCCCCUCCACCACCUGCACAGCCUCUAGCAGCCAACCCUUAUGCUCCCAGCACGCCGCCACCCAUGCAGCCGCCACUCCAGCAAGUACCACCGCCUCAGAGCGCGGGAUCUCGGCCAAGCACAGCCUCUUCUGUAAAGAAGGCCAGCCCUGCGCCUCCAAAAUACCCUCCCGGUGACCGCUCCCACAUCCCUGCCGAGGCACGGCCUAUCUUUGAGAUCCUCUCCGAGGACAUGCAGCGCGUCAAAUCUCGGGCCCCAUCCUCCUUCAAAGCUCAGGUCGAUGACGCAGAGCGGAGGCUAAACUUCCUCUUCGACCACCUCAACAAUGAAGACCUUCUCAAGCCCAAUACCGUUCAGGACAUGGUGCAGCUCGCCCGCGCCAUCCAGGCACGUGACUACGAGACGGCUCGUACAAUCCACAUUGAUAUCAUGACGAACAGGACUGAUGAGUGCGGUAACUGGAUGGUCGGUGUGAAGCGUCUCAUUAGCAUGAGUAAAGUGACUCCUUAGAUUAGUGAAUUAUACCAGUGCCAGUAUCCAUGCGUGAGGAAUGUAUUAGGGGCGGCUAUUCUUCGCAUUCUCUGGUAAAUGUAUUGAUGGGCAACUGGUGAAUAAUUGCCCGGAUCUUUUCUUUACAUAUCUACUUCACUUGUCAAUGUUAUAUUAAUGCUUCGCUUUUCUCGUUUUUCACUACAUGAUAUAAGCAGAAAUAAAUGGUUGGCUUGAUUAGUGGGGUGGACGCAGUGUGGUGGUCCAGGCUGCUAAGGUAUGAAUAUUUGAAA